AUGAAUAAACCAAAGAAAUAUUCAUACUAAUAACAUAUUUGCUUGUAUUUAUUAACAAAAUAUUCAAAUUCUCAAGGUUUAGAAGUUUAUAAUAAGUAUUAACAAUAAUCAAUCGUGGUUUUUACAUGAAAAUACAGUCUUUUUUUAAAUUAACCCAAAUAGUAAUUUAGAAGAAUCAUAGCAUUUUUUAUUAAACAGAGAAUAAUUAUUUCUCUCAUUUUCUUACUAGAACAUCCUUUUGAAUAGAGCAGAAAACAAUGAUUUGAGUCAAAUUUUAUUUACAUAAGGAUUUUUGGUUAUUUUAUUCAUUAAAAGAAAAUCCUAAGUAAUUGUANUCUUAAAUUUAGUAAGAAUAGCAAUAGUUUUUUAUCUGCCGGUUUUGAUAAUUCUAUUCGAUGUUGGAUAUAAAUUAAUGAAAAAGAAUGGAAGAGUUCUUAAUCUUAUUAUUAGCAUACUAGUUUUAUAAACUGCUUAAUCUUAAAUCAAUCUGAAAAUUAACUUAUUUCUGGAGGUUGUGAUAAUUCAAUAAAAAUUUGGAAAAUAGAUUUAGUUAAUAAUUAAUUAACCUAUUUUUAUUCAUUAGACAAACAUAAAAGUAGCGUUUAUAGUUUAUGCUUAAAUCAAACCGAAGAUACUUUGGUUUCUUGUGGUGAUGAAAAAUAGAUAAUAGUUUGGAAAUAAGAUAAUGAACAAAAAUGGGAAUUUGGAUAUGAAGUUACAUAAUCAAUUUAAGAAGUUGGAUGCAGAUUAUGCUUUAUAAAUGAAGACUAAUUUAUUUUUGUUACAGGAAAUCAAGUAAGCAAAGAUUGUAUAAGCACAUUUGAACUAAAAAAUUAAAAAUAUCAAGAAAACUUGGAAAAGGAACUAAGACUAAAUAAAAAUGAUUAACAACCUGAUCUCAAUUUAUUUCCAAUCUGUUAUGACAAAAAAAAGAAUUUAAUGAUUGUAAAACAUAAAUAGUGCGUUUAUUUGAUCAAAAUAUCAAAUGAAGGACAAUUAAAAAUAAUCUCAUAGAUAAAAUAUUAAUCAAAUGAUAUUUUUGGAGCAUUAACUAAUGAUGCAAAGUAUAUAGUUACUUGGGAUAAUGAGGGAUAGAAAUAUAAUGUGUAUGAAUUAUAUAUUAAUUGA
This is a messenger RNA of Paramecium primaurelia, 1128 nucleotides long. NCBI's taxonomy places the organism in Eukaryota, Ciliophora, Oligohymenophorea, Peniculida, Parameciidae. The record is from the annotation of a GenBank genome assembly.